Molecule: messenger RNA, 207 nt
Organism: Penicillium diatomitis
Lineage: Eukaryota; Fungi; Ascomycota; Eurotiomycetes; Eurotiales; Aspergillaceae
Product: 40S ribosomal protein eS28
Exons: 3
Coding region: 1-207 (68 amino acids)
Biological process (GO): ribosomal small subunit assembly; maturation of SSU-rRNA; translation
Cellular component (GO): ribosome; cytosolic small ribosomal subunit
Molecular function (GO): structural constituent of ribosome
Source: RefSeq, a predicted model, not a curated record
AUGGAUUCCAGCAAGCAGCCCGUCAAGCUCGUCAAGGUGACCCGUGUCCUCGGCCGCACCGGCUCCCGUGGUGGUGUCACCCAGGUCCGCGUCGAGUUCAUGGACGACACCUCCCGUUCCAUCAUCCGUAACGUCAAGGGUCCCGUCAAGGUUGACGACAUCCUCUGCCUGCUCGAGUCCGAGCGUGAGGCCCGCCGUCUGCGUUAA